AUGAUGCAGAAUCAAGAGAGUCUUAACAUGCCAUUCAGCACGCCAUCUCCUCCGUCAAAGAAGAAAUCCAAAGCAACCACUAAGAAUCCGACAAACGGUACAGUAAAUACUAGAACAAUCAAAGUUCCUGGCUCUAAAAUCGAAAGAGUAGCACAAGCAUGUGAUAGAUGCCGAGCUAAAAAAACCAAAUGUGAUGGGAAGAACCCUUGUUCUACUUGUCAAUCUGUCGGUUUAGAGUGUAUUGUUUCAGACAGGUUAACAAGAAAAUCAUACCCAAAGGCAUAUACAGAGACUCUAGAAGAACGUGUUAGACAAUUAGAGGCAGAGAAUAAGAAGUUAGUGGGAUUACUAGAUAUGAGAGAUGAACAGCUUGUAAUGCUCAACAAUUCAGCGUUAUCUGAAGACAAAAACACGGAGAAAGAUAAAGAUACACUGACAAAUUUGAACAAGAUAACGGCAUCCAACUUGAGUCUUUUGGAUAUUCAGAAUAGUAUUCAUCUGCAUGUUCAUAAUGGUGAUGAUGAUAGCUGUCCUUGUGGAUGUUCAAACCCGCAUGCAGUUCACGAAAGACCUGUUUCGAUCGCAGGUUCAAUGUAUGGAUCUAAUAAUGUCCGAGGUGUUGCUGGAAGCGUGGUAGACGUACCAGUGUCCAUUGCUGGGUCACUAAAGUUGAGUGACGAUGAGGAUAAUGCUUAUAAUGACGACAACGAUGAUAAUGAUAGUUUGCUUAGUAUUGAAGAAUAUAAUUCACAACACCGUCACAAAAAACUGUCACAUUUCGCGUCUUCCAAUUCAACCAAUAGAGAACAGAGUCCAGCGCCUGGAGCAUUUGCAGCAGCUACUGCAAUUGCACAAAUGCAAAAGACUAAACUAUUCCAACAACAACAACAGAAGUUAGAAAAAGAGAGCAAUAAACAAAGUAUGCUCACAUCUUUAGUUGCAAUGUCAAUACCACGAAGCACGGAAGAAACAUUAUGUACUCCAACAUUACUCGCACGUAUUUGUCAGGCAUAUGGAUAUGAUUCAAAACCAGCAAUUCUUACAGCUAAUUCUUUGGCAUCAUUGAAAGAGAAUACAAAUGCAAAUAUGGAGUCUCCAUUUCCUGCUGAACUUGAAGAAACAUUGAACAAGAUGAUAAUGAAUCGAUACGAUAUUACUAAAUUGUCAGAACCAGAGGCAAUUGUAUUUUUAAAAGAGUUGAUAAAUCUCCCAGUAUCUAGAUUGGAUAUGGACCAACUCAUUACAGUUUAUUUUCAAGAAUGGGGAAAUGCUUUACCAAUUUUGGACAAGAAUUCAUUCUUGAAGAAUUAUAUGAAAUUGAAUCAUAUUUUAGAGCAAGGUCAUUAUAGUGAUUUUGAAGGAGAAUCGUCAUAUGAACUGAUUGAAAAAUUUGGAGCCAUUAUGAUUUUGAUUUUGAGUUUAGCAUUUCUUGCAAGUAAGAAGAAUUAUUUACGAUCUUUAAGUCCGCAAACACCACCAAAGUUUAUUGCCUUGAUGAAACACUAUGAUUAUUUAAUUCCACGAGUUUAUCAGACCAAAUUGUUUAAUCACACAUACUGUUCGAUUCAGACCUUGCAGAUUCUUUCGUGGCAUGCAUAUGUUAGUCACUGGUGA
Molecule: messenger RNA, 1614 nt
Organism: Candida tropicalis MYA-3404
Lineage: Eukaryota; Fungi; Ascomycota; Pichiomycetes; Serinales; Debaryomycetaceae
Exons: 1
Coding region: 1-1614 (537 amino acids)
Biological process (GO): DNA-templated transcription; regulation of DNA-templated transcription
Molecular function (GO): DNA-binding transcription factor activity, RNA polymerase II-specific; DNA binding; zinc ion binding
Source: RefSeq, a predicted model, not a curated record